AGACCACCAUUCAUUGAUAGUCGUGACAAAUUGAAACUAUCGAUAGUGCCAUCGAUAGUUUUGCAGCUCUGUCACAUAGUACAAAAAAAAAAAAAAAUGGAUUUAGGUGCUGAAUGUAAAUCAUCUCCUCCUGCUUCGUUUAAAUGCUUAUCUGAAAACAAAGCAGGCCGUUUCAUUUGCGAUACUUGUUGCAAGAGAUUUAAAAAACCAUGCCUCUUACAUCGCCAUGAAGUUGUUCAUUCAUCAGAAAAGCCCUACUCCUGCUCCAAAUGCAGUAAACGGUUUACACAGAGUUCCUCAUUGCAACGACAUCGGGCGGAACAGCACAAGCCUGACAGGAAACGUUACCAAUGUGGGAAAUGCCCCCUGAGCUUUGGACAAAAAGGCAAUUUGAAUAUUCAUGGGAAAAAGGUACACCCGACGAAAGCUAUUGGUACGCACGUCUGCGAUCUGUGUGAAUCUGUAUACAGCAACAAACAAAAACUUAGUAGGCACAUAAAUACAGUACACAGCAAUAGCAGUAAACAUAAAAGUGCUAUUGGGAAAUCAAAUGAUAUUGUGCAAGAUGAUUUAGCGCUAACGCAAAGAGUUUUAGAGCAGCUUAAAACAUUUCAAAGGGAAAUGCAAGCCUUAGAAUCUCAGUCCAUGGAAACCACGGACAAUUUAGAAAGGCCAAUAAUAACCGUGUUAAACAGUGCUCACCAAACGAAUAAAGGAACACUGCAACAUCAACAUCAUGACUCUGUAUCCUCAGUCAAUGAAGAGCAAGAAUCAGAGUCCUGCACAUCUGUGCGGCGCUUUCCUCGUGCGGUUGGCUGCUCGCAAUACGAGUGUGAGUUUUGCACGAAGAAUUUCCGAAAGUACUACGACUACGUAAGACAUCACAGGGUGCAUACACGGGAGAAGCCUUACAAGUGUGCAUUUUGUCAACGAUACUUCAGCACCAAAACGAAAGUGCUAGAUCAUUCAAAGAUACAUCGUUUAGAUGAGCAUGUAGGCAUCAUAACCAAACAAUAUCCCUGUGCAGUUUGUUGCCAAACUUUUAGUUCGCUAAGAUUGCUUGAUAAUCAUAUGAGCACACAUGCUGAGUCUUAUAUUGUAAAAUAUAAAUGCAUGGCCUGUGAGGCUAUAUUUAAUUCAAGCAGCAAGCUUAUGUCUCAUAAACACCUGAGAUCGGAUGAGGAAGUACUAUUUUUGCAGCAACUAAUACCACCGCCAGUAGAAGUACUCGUAAACCCAAAUGCCAAUUUACGCAUACCCGUGAGCGAAUGCAUGAAUGCUCCACAUGCGGUAAGUCUUUCAGCUUGA
Molecule: messenger RNA, 1308 nt
Organism: Rhagoletis zephyria (snowberry fruit fly)
Lineage: Eukaryota; Metazoa; Arthropoda; Insecta; Diptera; Tephritidae
Product: zinc finger protein 501-like
Biological process (GO): regulation of transcription by RNA polymerase II
Cellular component (GO): nucleus
Molecular function (GO): DNA-binding transcription factor activity, RNA polymerase II-specific
Source: RefSeq, a predicted model, not a curated record